Molecule: messenger RNA, 556 nt
Organism: Phalaenopsis equestris
Lineage: Eukaryota; Viridiplantae; Streptophyta; Magnoliopsida; Asparagales; Orchidaceae
Product: mitochondrial import inner membrane translocase subunit Tim9
Exons: 2
Coding region: 128-409 (93 amino acids)
Source: RefSeq, a predicted model, not a curated record
CUUGAGUUGGCGCAGGGGAUCCGGCAAUCGAACGGUUCGUGCUAAAGAAGGAUCUAAAUCCUUCGUCUCGCUCGCGUCGAUCUAAAACCCUAGAACAAGAGAAAGAAGCGAAGGAAAGUCCCAAAAGAUGGACAAGAGCAUGCUCGGCGAUCUGGAUAACCUCCCAGAGGAGGACAAAGCUCGAAUGUCCACGAUGAUUGAUCAGCUCCAGAUACGGGACAGUUUGAGAAUGUACAAUUCACUUGUGGAGAGAUGCUUCAAUGACUGUGUGGACAGCUUUCGACGCAAGACUCUUGACAAGCAAGAAGAAACAUGUGUUCGACGAUGCGCUGAGAAAUUUUUGAAGCAUUCCAUGAGGGUUGGAAUGAGAUUCGCUGAACUUAAUCAGGGAGCUGCAACACAAGAUUAAAGAUAUUCUUAUUUAUCUUGAAUGAUUGUGACUGUUUAUUUUUUGCAGAAUUAAAUUUUGCUUCAAUGCAUUAAUGCCUCAUUUGUGGCAACUUUGUUUAUCUAUGCGGGUUUCUUUGCUUUCUAAGGAUGGAGUUAGUUUAAUUGA